ACUGUCUUGUUUUCCUUGAAUUGAUUUUGUACCCGUAACCAUAGCUAUUGUUUGCUUUUGCUUAUUUGAUUGUAAAUAUGUUUUUUUUUAUACGAGUCGUCUAAAACUUUAUAAAGAUUUGAUUAAAUAUUUUUAAAAAUGCCUAGAGGUCCAUCUGAUUCAUCCUCCCAAAUUAAGACUAAAGUUAAGAAGACUGGUACCCCUAAAGUUGGACGAAAAGGCAAAGCAACAGAGUCUCCUAAAAAAGCAGCUGUAAAAAGGCUUGUUGUAAAGUCUCCUGUAAAAAAGCUUGUAAAAGCUCUUUCUACCCGAAAAAAUUUAAACAGUUCUGCAAAAUCUGAAAAAAAUAAUUUGUUGAAGCUUAAAAAGGAAAAUGCUUCAAAAAAAGUAAAGAAAAAGGAUACUACAAAGGAGAAGCCCAAAGUUAAAAAUGAUGCAAGUGAAGUGAAAAAUUUAACAAAAUCUGUAAAAAAGCAAGACAAAACUAUUAAACAAGAGAAAAAGACAAAUAGUGAGAAAAAUAAUUCAAAAAAGCUUGAGGCUAAUCAAGUUGUCAAACGGGGAAGGAAACGAAAAAUAGAUGAGACCAAGUCUAUUAACUCAUCUGAAAAAAGUAUACUCAACACUGCUGUAAAAGAGAAAGAGAUGAACAAAAAAAUUAAAGUUGGGAGUGAGCAAAGUGAGAAUUUGCACAGUGAAAAAGAGGAACUUAAUUCUUCAAAAUCUAGUGGUACUAGUAAAUUGAUCGUUGAACAAAGUCAAAAGUCUGGCAAAAGAGUUACACGCACGUUACAGAAAAGGGACACUAGUAAAUAUGAGGACCAACAGUUUUCAACUGAACUUUCAAAACAGAAAGCACAAAAGGAUACCGGUGAUAAACCUGGUAUGCGUAAAACUAGGUUAACUCGAGAAAAGGAUAAAGCUAGUGAGGAAAUUUUAGCUGAAUUAGCUGCAAUUAAGGCUGGUACAACUGCAAAAUCAAUUGAAAAUCUAAAUGAGAAUAAAAGUAUAGAAGAAUUUUCAAAUAAAAGUGGUUCCGAAAAAAAUAUUGUAACCCGUAAAACUCGACAAACGUUAAACAAAGGUGAAGAAAACAUUACUGUUGUACCACAGGAGACAAAAAUGAUUGAAACAAAAUCAACAGAAAAAAAAUCUGCUAUAAAGGUACCCGUGAUAAGAGAAUUUGAAAAAAAUUCCGCUGAAAAGCAGGGUGAGUCUAACAUUCGUAAUAACAGGUCUCUUAGGAGUACCUUGAGGAACUUAAAAGAAUCUGAUAAUGAAAAUAGUACUGAUAAUAUAUCAGUUUCUACAGAAAACACCACUGUUGUGCAAGGAGAAACAAAAUUAAAUGAAACUAAAUUGGAAGAACAAUCUGUUGCAAAAGUAUCUGUAAUAAAAGAGGCUGAAAAAAUAUUUACUGAACAGAAACCCACUGAACCCAGUGUACGGAAAAUCAGAUCCCUGAGACUUUUAAAAGCAUCUGAAAAUGAAGAUAGUUCAGAUAGUGCAUCGGCAUCUGAGUUUUCUGAAAACGAUUCUUCGUCUAACUUAGAAAUUAAACGAGAGUCCCGGAAAAGAAAAGAGUUAUUAAAACCAGUUGAAUCAAUUUUAUUAAAAAGUACAAAUGAUAGAAAGGUUGUGAAAAAUGAAACUGUUGAAGUUGAAAUGCAUGAAACCAUUCAAGCACCUAAUAGUUAUUAUAAUGAAUCUUCUAAGAAUAUCAGUGGUUGUAAAACCAGAUCAACUGCUAAGCAAAUCACGAACGAAGCCUGUAACUCAGAAAAUGAAACAUUUAUAGAUAAGGUCUCUUCAAGUCAAGACGUGAGCUCUAACAUUUCUGUUGAUUUAUCUGAAAGAAAUGAAUCUACUGCAGAAAAUGUUGAAAACAACAAUACUAAUUCUGCUAGCUUGGUCCAAGCGGAAUUAAAAGACUUUUCAGAUUCUGAUAGACUUAGUCAUAACCAAAUCUCAAGUGAUAAUUGUCAGGGGGUAUUACGUGAAAUUAGUUCUGAUCAAGCAGAUGCUCAUAUUCUAGAAAUAUCUGAACCUUCUGAUGCUAUCAAGAUUGAAACUGGUGUAAAAGAUACUAAAGAACUGUCAAGUGUGUUGUGUGAAAAACUAGAAACCGAUGCAUUAGAAAUAAUUCCAGCUGAAAUUAUCCUAAAUGAUACUUCAGAGAUGAACACUACAAAAACAUCAACUGAAACACAGAACACUAUUUCCUCAUGUGAAACAGAAAAAAGCUCUAAAUUAGAGAAAUGUAAUACAGAUGGUGAUACAUUAGUGAAUGAUUCUUUAGACACACCAACUGAAAUGCCGCAUGCAAAUGCUGUUAUUCCAGAUGUAGCUGAAAGUGACUUAAAAUUGGAGAAUUCUUCAAAAAUUCAAUGUGAAACCACUGUUACACUAAGUGAUGGAAAAGUUAACUUAAAUCCAAACAAUUAUGCUCUCAUAUCUUUUGAGCGUAUGAAUAAUACAUCAGAGAAAGACACUUCAGAAACUUGUACUGCAAUGCAGUGUGAAACUGCUGUAAGUAAUACAGAAAGCAGUUUGGAUGAAAGUAAAAAUACAUCUGUGAAUUUUAAUCCGGAGCAAUUAAAAUCUUCAGAAAAUAUUGCGUACGAAGAGAGUAAGUUAUCUGUAGAAAUAAAGCCGUUGGAGUGUGACAAUGGUUUUUCCAAAAAUAUUGCACAAAAUUCUAGUCUAAGAAGUAAGGAUACAUCUUCAGAACAUGUGAUAAGAAACUAUGUCAACAUUACACUUACGAUAGAUCGGGGUUACAGUUCUGAUGAAGCAAUUCAUGGUGUUAAAACCACGGAUAGUCUUCAAGAAAAUUCUGAGAGCGAUUGUUUAUUGCUUGAUUGUUCUACUUCCCGUGUAGAGAAAAUUUCUCUUGGUGAAUCAAACCACGAAGCAAAAUCCCCUGUAAGUAAAAUUGAAGAAAAGCAUUCAGAGAUAAUUUCAUCCCUGAGUAAAAACUCUCCUGACAGAGAUGAUCAAAAAGAGUGUUCUGAAACAGAAAGGGAUACUGAUAUUCAGAAAGAACAGAAAAGUAAUUGUACUUUAAAAAAAGAUUUACUUUCCCAGCAGGAAAAGGUUCCUCCUUCAAAAACAUUUCAAGCAGAAUGUACAGAUAUGAUUGAUAAUAUUUCUAUUCAGAAGCCAACACUUUGCAGAGAGGAAACAAAUUUUAGUUCUGAAAACUUGGCAGAAAAUUCUGAAACUUUAAAAGUGGUUGAAAUUAAUAAAGAACAUUAUUUGAAAUCGUCCCCUGACGAUGAUGAAAAGGAAAACCUAAGUAACACUAUCUCUGGAAGCGAAGACUCGGGUGAAUUAAAAUCAAAAAAUAUUCAAGAAAUUAAAAGAUCGGAAAUGGAAUAUUCUACAGCUACUUCAAAAGUUUCAGGUGAUGAUGUUGGUAACAUUAGUUCACCUAAAUUUGAUUCCCAAAAUGCAGAAAAUGUAGUGAAAGAAAAAUGUGUUGAUUUUCAAACAUUUUCAAAGGAAACUGAUGUUGAAAUGGAAGCAUGUUUUUCAGCUUCUUAUGUUGAGAAGAGUGUACAAAAAAUUUUUACUGAAGAAACUCCACCAGAAGUUUUAAGUGAAAAUAGUAAUUUGGUUACUGACUCCACCUAUCAGGAUUCCCUUGAUGACAAUUUAACUCCUACCUCAAGCUCUGAAAUUGUGAAAGUAAAUUUAGUUGAAGACAUCACUUUGAAUCAACCUUGUGAGAAAGAAAUUCAAAACGUCUCUUUUGCUAGUCUUGAAAGUUCAGAAAAUGAAGCUGAAAUUGAAAGAAAACUUGUGGAGGAAUCCGAAACUGACUUGUCAAAUAUUGUAAAAGAUGACACAAACCUAUCCGUAAAAGAUGAUACCCUUCCUAGUUUUCUUGAUCCUACAAGUGAUAAUUUAAUUUCUGAUGCUGCAUAUGAAACAAGUGCUGAUAUAAGCCUUGAUACCAAAGAACAAAUUGAACAACAAACUGAUUGUGAAGUUCAAAGCUUAGAAAACACAAACAUUUCUUUAGAAACGGAAUCAUCUCAAUUAGAAUGUUCCCAAAAUAAUGAAAGUGAUGCUGAUGAAAUUAAAAAUGAUAGUAAUGCAGCUGAAGAAAAUGACCUGACAUCACAGCCUAAUGAUAAUGAAUCAACAAUUCAAUUAUUCGAUGUUAGUUUAGACAAAACAAGUGAUUAUGAAUCGAACAAUAUGAAGGGAGAAACGUCACCUGGAAGCUUAGAUACUUGUGAAGUAGGUUCAAAAAGUGACGAAACUUCAAAAGAGAAAUUGAAUGUAACUUCUUUUUCUUGUAUAUCUAACAAAAAUGAUGAUGAAAGUCUAGACAAAAAUGUUAGUCUUCAAACCAACAAUGUUGAGAAAUUGAAUGAAACGGCAGACUCCUCCAUUAAGACUACCAGCGUUCAUGAUGGCAAAAAAGAUUCUUUUACAAAAGAAAUUAAUUCGACAGAAAUAAUUCAAACAGUAAAUAUAUCUUUCGUGCCACCAAACCAAAAAGAAGACUCUAUUGAUGAUUUUUCAGACAAUGGUAAAGAAAAAAUUGAAUCUGGAACAAAAUCUCAGAAUUGCACUGGUUUCGACCAGAAUACAAUAAAAUGCAGCUUGGUGGAUGAGAAUAAUUCUUUAUUUGAUGAAAAUGAAGAAAGAGUUGAAAAGGAUAUAUUAAAGGAAUCGCAUAACUCUUUAGAAACUUCUAGAAAUAAUCUUAAUGUCAUCCCUAUAACAGUAGAAACAUCUACAGAUGUGAACUUUCAGCUUUCUCGUGAUAAUGAUUCUACAUCAGCUGCAGUAUUAAUUGAAAAAGAAAAUGUUUCAAUUGCAGCAUUUGCAGGUAGUGAUGAUAAAAAUGAAAAAGCAAGGUCUGUAAUCGAACACUUCGGAAGUAUUGGAAAUCUUAAUGUCAUCCCUAUACCCAUAGAAACAUCUACAGAUGUGGACUUUCAGCUUUCUCGUGAUAAUGAUUCUACAUCUGCUGCAGUAUUAAUUGAGAAAGGAAAUGUUUCAAUUGGAGCAUUUGCGGGUAGUGAUGAUAAAAAUAAGAAAGAAAGUUCUGUAAUCGAAGCAUUAAUAGAUACUGGUGAUAAAAAUCGAAAAAUACUCGAUGAAGUUUCCGGAGAAUUUGUUGAUAUUGAUUCCCUUUCAAAUAUUGUAUGUUCCUCUAAUGAAAGAAUCAGCAGACCUGUGGAACUACUCUCUAGCAAAGAACCAAUUUCCAACGAAGAUUCAACAAAUCAUAAAAGUGUGAAAAGGAAACAUGAUGAUUCUGAUGGUGAUAUUGUUACAUUAAUGACUAAAAGUGUCAAGUUAGGUAUUGAAAGUGAUAAACCUAAAACUGGAGAGACUGAUAUUGGUGCAGUUGCUCUAAAAUCAGAGCAAUCUCAAUUGAUUUCAAAUAACCCCAGAGUAGAACAUACUAAUGAACUUAGUAACUGUAUUAUGGUUGAUCAAAGUAACAGAAAUAUUGCUGAAUAUAGUACUGUUCAUAAAAAUGCUAGUCCUAAAAAUGUUUUAAGUGAAAAAGAAAUAACUCUUAACUCAGAAUGUGAGCAGAAAAUAGAAACUGAACUGUCACAUAACAAAAGCAACCUAGGAACAAAUGAAUCUACCUCUGACAGUUCUGUUUCCCAGUCUGAAAAAAAUGUACCAAUUGAAAUUAGUGUUGCUAAUCUUUCAGAUUGUAGCAAGCCCGGUUCAAGUAAAUCAACCGGCAAGAGGAAAGCUGCUGAGAGUGAGGAUUCAAAUGAACUAAAGAGGGUUAAAGCUAACACUCCUCCUGUCCGAGAAUAUUUGGACCAAUUUGUUCCUUUUCUUUUAGAAGGAUUGCUAAAAAUAGCCUACAACAGGCCGGAAGAUCCAAUUCAAUAUUUAGCUGAAUGGAUGAUUUUCAACAAAGAUGAAGCUUAUAAACGUAUAAAAGUGGCCAGAUAGUUUAUUCCUAAGUUGUUAUCAUUUGACCUUUUAUUUAAUUUCAUUUUUAUACACUUUCAUUCAUUAAUUUAUCAUCUAGUAAACAAAAAAAAAAAUUAUGUAGAAUCUCCUCCCGUUGUAACUCCAAUGUAUCAUAACUUCUGAAGCUGGUAUAUUGUGGUAGAAUUUAGAUAUAAAUACGGAAUGAAUGUAUGUUUAUAGUUUAGGAAGUGACUCAAAUGUAUAAUACAUUUUUAAACUAAAUAUAUAUUUGCAGUUUUUUUAUUUUUUUUUUUGACAUAUAAUUUAUGAAUGUUAUUUCGUACAUUGUUUUAGUCCAGUGUAUUUUACCAAAUCAUUUUAAUGGCUCUGCAUCUCAUAAUUUAAUGAAAGAGCUAUUGUUCGACUGUUUAUUUAAAUUAUCUGUAUUUGUAAUGACUUUUUGUGUAUUAAAAUUUCUUCUAAUAUCAUCCAGACUGUUCAUAGUCAGUGUAUUAAACAUUUGUUUCAAUACACUCGUAAGAACCCACCAUAUUAAAACGUCAUUUUGAUAAUAAUCAAAUUGACCAGAUACUAUAUUGUGUAUAUACGUUUCUCCGAGAGUUGGACUUAUUGCAAUGCUUCUUCAAAUAUACACUUAUCAAGGGGGUGGCCUCUGAAAAGCAAAUAAGUGUAUAAGCUAGGGGUGGUUGUUAUAGGCAAAACACUAGUAGAUUAUGCUAAGUAUCUGAAAUUAACCUAUGCAGCUUUUAGGACAAAAACGAUUAAAUUUAAACUUUUAAAAUUGUACAAACCUGAAACUAAAAAGUUUUUCUAAGUAUUUAAAAAUUGGAUCUAUAAGAUAUUUAUGUAAUUAUCUAAAUCUGAUUUUCAAAAUUUUAAAAAUAUAUAACUAAAAAAAAUUUUAAGUAUCUAAUUAUUGAUCUAUAAAAUAUUUAGUUUCAAUGUUCUAUGAUAUUGUUUGUAAUUUAGCUUUCAGUUGUCAUUCUGUGUUAUGUUUAGUAUGUUUGCAAAGAAAUAGAGUAAUUUUAAAUGAAUAAAAUUAUAAUAUAAUUGAAAGAUUGAAUUUGACUGUUUUGAAAAUGUUUGUGUACACUUUUUAAAGUUAUAAAAUUGUCCUUGAACUUAGUCAAACAAUUGUACUUGUUAUACUUUCAGUUGGAAAUUUUUUUUGCUUUUUACCCUUUAUUCUUCACUAAUGAUUCAAUAGUGAUAAUGAGUGAGUCUUCAAUAAUGAUUACAGACGUACAUUUUUUGAUAAUAGAAAAUUAUAAAUUUCAAAUAAUCAUGUUGCAUUGGAAAGUUUUUAAAUGUAACUAAUGUUGCCAAAUGAUUUUGCACUGAAACAUAUUGUGUGCACAUACCUUUAUUUUUGAUAUCGAAAAUUAUGACUUUUUUGCUUUGAUAAGAAAUUUUUAACCUUGAUUGACAUUACGUUGGUAAACCUCUUUUAGAAUAGUGGUGAACAGUACUGUUGUACUUGCAUACAUGUACUAAACAUCUGUUUUACAGUCUUAUCAGAUUCUAAGGCUGUUAGUACCGUUUGGAAUCAAGCACCUGGAUAAAUCUUAUUUGGUGGCAAUGUUCCUAUCCAUGUCAGUAUUCUAUUUAUACAAAUAAGUAUGUCUCUAGUAUGCUUUUAUACUGUGUACUUUCAUAUACUAGAACCACCCCUGCAUGUGCAAGGUCUGCUUAGAUUUGAUUAGAAUAAGGGUGAGAUGAGAAAAAAGAUGUGUUGUUUACUUUUCAGUUAACUGUUCUUUUUGCUUCAGUGGAUAUCUGAACUUAUCACCCCUUCUCAGAAUAGAAUCUAUCCCGAGUGCUUGAUUUUACUUAUGAAAAGUAUUUAUCUAUAUAAAUAUAUUUUAGUGAAUUGCUUUUGAGGAUAAGUAAACGAUUCUAAGGAAAUUUUAUUGUAAGGUGGAUACCUUACAAGUCCCCCACUCUAACUGUAGGACCUGUAUUUCUACUUUAAAAGAAAGAAAAAAAAGCACCAACAUCAAACAAAAUAUCCAAAAAUCUAAUUCUUGUUUGUUAGUUCUGAAAAAUGUAGCUAAAGAUUUGAACUUUUAACUAAAAUUUAGAUAAGUAAUGAUUUGUUUAUAUUUAUUAACUAUGUUACUUUGUGAUCCAACUUAUGAAUAUUACUUACCCGAUUUUUUCCUUAAAGGGCCCUUCCUCUUCCGACCAAACUCUUCAAAGGGUGGGGGUAAUUUAAAUAUGUUAAUCCUCUUUAUUUAAUUUUUCACAAAUAAACUGAUGAUGAAUAUUUACUCCAUUUGGCAGUAUUUUUGAUACAUGCGAAAUGAAAGGUCCCCCAACCAACCACAAUUUGAGAUAUAAAGUGUAUGACAUUUUAGAUUCUCUAUUAGUUUUUCUUUAAAGAAAUAUGCCAAUACAAUUCUGCAAUUAAUAGUUUUCGAUAGGUAGUUAAAUAGUAUACAGUUGUCUGUUUUUAAAUUUUUGAAAAGCAUCUUUGUUUUUAUACAAUUAGCGCUAAGAGAAUAUUUUUACCGUCAUCCUUACCGCUUUUUAUCAAUUUAAAUAGUUCUGUUUGCAUUUUAUUUUUUUUAAAAAUAACUUUUGUUUUUAGUUGAUGGGACUUUUUUUCCUUGUUAAUUAAAUAAAACUAAAAAAUUAUUGUUGCAUUUUAUUUGUGGUAAUAAUUUUUCCUACAAGUAAUUUUUCAUAGAAUCAAUAUGAAACUCAUAUCACUCCUAUGUACUCAUGCUAGUUAUCGGGACGGUUCACUAAAAUAACUGAAGUUCAUUAUGAAGCAAUUUAGAGAAAAAUAUAUUAAAUUUAAUUAAAAUAUGUUUUCUUAUAAUUUUAUGAGCAUAUCUCAUUUUCCGUUUGAAUUUUACUUUUGAUAAGACAUGUAUCUGAUCAGUAUAUAAUCUCUAUUAUGCUAGAUUAUUUUGUCAUUUUCAUAUUAAUCUGUAGCUCUUAAUUCUGUAAGUAGAAAAAAAAUGAAAUUUUAUUUAUUUUGUUUACUUUGGCUUUUUCUAAUAUUCAUUUUAUUUUUGAUUUUUUUUUUCUUUUUUUUUUUCAAAAUUUUAUUAUGUAAAGAACUUUUGAUUUCUGCAAUUUUAAUAAAAUUUUUUUUUAAAAUUUAGUAAAACUGUUUUAUUACCAGAAUGCAUGUUACGCAUAAGAACAUUUAUUAAUGCAUAAUCCUACAAUUCAUAAGAACUAGGUGUAGUUCACACUUAUCAACCUUUAAAUAUAUUUGUUUACUAUUUAAUGGUGUCUAUUCUUAAUGACUUUUUAUUAUUGAGACUUAUAUUUAAAAUAACAUGAUAAAAAUGUAAACAAAAGUUGUUGUAUUUUUUCUUUAAAAGAAUUGUGUUUUAGUUAAGCAAGUUUUAUUGCAUCAGGGAAAAGGUAUUCAUUUGAGUACAGGUUAACUUACUAUAAAAUGAAGCAAGUUUUUUUUUUUUUGAGUAAAAAACAUUUCUGUGCGUAACUAGUUAUGAAUAACUAAGACCUCUUAUAAGCAGUAAAAUUUGUAUCUUGUUUAUUAAUUUUUUUCCAUUACACAUAUUUUAUUUAAAAACUAGAAUUUAAAAAAAAAAAAAUUUAAAUAGAUUUCGUUAAAUUUUGUUACAAUAUUUUAUUUUACAAAACAUUAAUUUUGGUUUUUAAUUAUGUUGUAGUAAAUUUUUAAUGUUAUGAAUAAAAUACUACUGUAAAAUAAUUCCAAUACAGUAAUACUGCAGCUUGUUAGUUAUUACAUUAAUGGCAUCAGAGCCUGAUUUAUCAUGAGGCCUGAGCUACUCUUAAAUGUUCCAAAUACUUUUUUGCGUGUUUUUUAUAGAGAAUCUGAAUAAUUUUGAAUAAUUUUAAAAGCAUUUUGAAAAUAAACAACAUGUAAAUUUGGUUUAGUGUAAUGACAAGUGAGGUGCAGUUCUGUGUCUCCAAAUUUCUAAAUCAGGCUCUGAAUGGCAUUUAAGUAGUGUUAAAUAAGAUAUUUAAUUUUUUUUUAAAUAUUUUUUAUAAAAAUGUGAAAAUGGAAAAAAAUUCACUGGCUAAACUAACAAUUGGAAUUUGUGCUUGUUGAAAGUUUUGCCAUUAUUAACCUGUUAUUGUUUUCUGAAAGAAUGGAAAGCCAUUUAUUACAUAUAAAUAUUGUAAAUAAUUUUAGCAUUAAUGUCAAGAAAGAAAAAAAUUACGUAUAUUUUUAUAGAUAAAUUAUGUUUUUGAAAUAUCUAAAUCAAAAGAGUUUAAAAGAUUAAGUGUUAUUUUAACUAUUUUUUUUCUCUUCCUGGUGGCGAUUGAGAUUGACGUUAAUUAUGCAUGAUGUAAUAAUUGUUUAUAAAUAUAUCUAUAAAAUCUACAAGAAAAAAAUAUUUCUUUUUACUCAACCAUGUAGUGUAAAUAUUGGGCAUUGUUUAAAAGUGUGUUUUAUAAAAAGCAGUUUCUUUAAGAUCUUGUGUAUUGGAAAAAAUAUGUUGUUUUUUCCUCCUAAAUACACAAUUUAAAUAUAAUUUAUAACAUUUUAAAUGCAGUGAAUAUAGACCUAUACCCUAAAUCUCUUUAACUCUGAAAUAAUUUAUUCACUUGCAUUAUGAAAAGUAUUAAAAUUGUUCAAAAUGGAAGCUGAUUCUAGUUGCUCUAAGAUUGGUGAUAUUUUGCUUACAGAUUACUUUUUUUUUGUACUAAAAUUUUGAUCAUUGUCCUCAAGCAUGAAAUUAAAAUGCUAUUCUUAAAACUAUUUACAUGGAAUGCAUUUCUUAUCAGUUUACUAUAUCCAAGGCUCAAAUAACUUUUAUUUCACUUUUAACCAUUAUCUCUUAAUUUGCAAUUAGUAAAUUACACUAGAAAAUAUCAUUCAAUCAUUAUUUAUUUUCUAGUUAAUCUCUUACAAAAAUUAAGAAAUUUUAAAUUAUUACAACUAUUAUCUACUUAAUUUUAAAAAAAGAAAUUUUUACAUUAUUGUUAUGAUUAUUUUAAUUAACUUUCUACAUCAAAUUGUAUCUCAAUAAUCAUAAUUUUGUGUAACAUUCAUAUAUUCAAUACUGUAUGUUAUAUUUAUUAUAUGUAAUAAAUACAUUUAAAAUUCAAAAGCUUAUUUUUAGCAUAAUCUUUUCUCAAAAAAAAAUCCCUACAUCCUUUUUUUUUUUUUUAACUUUAAGUCAAUGUCUACAUUUUAAUCUACUUUGAGGAAUGAAAAAUUUGAGCUUAAAGAAUGUGAAUGUAAAUAAUUUCAGCUUUGUUUACUCCUAGAGUGUAAUCAUUGCGUUGUGUACAUAAAUAUGUACAAAAUUACAUUAUUUUUUUGCAAGAGAAAUGAAACUGUUUGUUCAUUUGUUAUUUUAAUGUUGGACUGAAUCAUAAUUGUCUCUUCUGCAACAUUUAAGUAAAGUUUUACACCUUCAAUCUGUCCUCAGAUUUAUUUACAAUAUAAAAGUCUCUGUCAUUUCUCCAAUUGUAUUAAAAAUAUUUUCCAAAAUAUUAAAGUUAUUUCUAAUGAUUAGUUGCAGAGGGGACAACUCAUGUGGUUUUGCUACGAUUCUUAUUUUCAUCGAUGUUGAAAUGUGUAUCUAGCUUGAUUGUAACUUAUGCAUUUUGUUAAAAAAUUUCAUUAUAUUUGAGGUUUCCUCAUUUCAAAAAAUUGUGUUCAAAAAAUAAAUGUGAUAAACUUGU
Messenger RNA from Parasteatoda tepidariorum (common house spider), 11568 nucleotides. Lineage: Eukaryota; Metazoa; Arthropoda; Arachnida; Araneae; Theridiidae. The record is from RefSeq and is a predicted model, not a curated record.